Messenger RNA from Oncorhynchus gorbuscha (pink salmon), 2841 nucleotides. Its product is annotated as E3 ubiquitin/ISG15 ligase TRIM25-like. The coding region runs from base 1125 to 2576 and encodes 483 amino acids. The transcript is spliced from 7 exons. The record is from RefSeq and is a predicted model, not a curated record. NCBI's taxonomy places the organism in Eukaryota, Metazoa, Chordata, Actinopteri, Salmoniformes, Salmonidae. Gene Ontology annotation, molecular function: zinc ion binding.
GCUCUGGAUAAGAGCGUCUGCUAAAUGACUUAAAUGUAAUGUAAAAUGUGUGUGUGUGUGUGUGUGCGUGUGUGUGUGAGCGUGUGUGUGUUUGGGUUUUACUAUCCCUGUGGGGACCAGAAGUCCGGUCCCCAAAAGGAUACAGGCUUUUAGGCUUAGGUUUAGGGUUAGGGUUACAAUUAGGGUCAGGGCUUAGGUUUAGGGUUAGGGUUACAAUUAGGGUCAGGGCUUAGGGUUUUUGGUGUGUGUGUGGAGGGGUUAACUGAGGAGGAGGACAAACUACUGCAAUUUAUACAAACAACAUAAACUUAGCAAGACUUGGCAUUUGUCCUGUUCUGGUUCCUUAGAUGUACUAUUUGAAACAGAAUGUGAUUGGUCAGGCUGUGGCCACUGCACAACGUUCUCUCUCAAUAAACUUCUCCCUGUUACUACGACACAUUCAUCAGAUCAAGGGCUAUUUGCAUGUGGACAUAGAAUUAACCUUUUAAAGCGCUUUUUACAUUCUGUAGUAUCUUUUUGAAAAGGUAUAGAAACAUGCUACAUUCAUAGACAGCUCUAUUUGCCUCUCAUUUUGAAUAACGACUCCAGAAAACGGACAUUGAAAUAGUCAUGGUUUUCAUUAUUUCUCAUCCUGCAUUAGUACCCUGUAGUUUAUCUAGUGAACUCUAAUGUAGACAUCAGAAAAAUAACACAUUUGGACUAGGAACACAAUGUACCUUUUAAUGGUUCAUUGUACAUUGGCUACCCAUAAUAGUCAUACCCACAAUAGUAUACAAUGCAUUAUUCACUUUACAUUACGUAUCAAUAUCCAGUAUACAUUUAUGUCUGGCUAAUAUGUAGUAAGCUUGUUAAAGUAUGUGAAUAGGUUGCUGUAGGGGUUUAGUCCUGGAUCACAAUGCAUGUUACUGGAACUUGUUACCUCUAAAUUGUUACCUCUGAAUAUAUGGCUCUGGAGGAGUGCUGAAAUAGUAGGACUACAUUCCUCUCUAUCUCCCUCCCUCUAACUAACCCCACCUCCUGGCAGAAUCAGGAAGUACCUCCCCUUCCCACAAACUCUAUUCUGAGAAAACGAAACUUAUCUGAGUCGCGGUGUUUUGUCUGUGUGAAAGUGAACAACAGUCCAAAUGGCUCAGCAGGCAGUUCUGCUGGACCAGGACCAGUUCUGUUGUUCUGUCUGUCUGGAUCUACUGAAGGAGCCCGUAGCUAUUCCCUGUGGACACAGUUACUGUAGGAGCUGUAUUGAGGGCUGCUGGGAUCAGGAUGAUCUGAAGGGGAUCUACAGCUGUCCUCAGUGCAGACAGACCUUCACUCCAAGGCCUGCUCUGAUGAAAAACACCAUAUUGACUGAAGUGGUGGAGAAACUGAAGAAGACAGGACUUCAGGCUGCUCCCCCUGAUCUGUGCUAUGCUGGACCUGGAGAUGUGGCAUGUGAUUUCUGCACUGGGAACAGAAAGCAGAAAGCCCUCAUGUCCUGUCUGGUGUGUCUGGUGUCUUCCUGCAAGACUCACCUCCAGCCUCACUAUAGUGUCCCUGCACUAAAGAAGCACAAGCUGGUCAAAGCCUCCACACAGCUACAGGAGAACAUCUGCUCCCGUCAUGACGAACUGCUGAAGAUUUACUGUCGUACCGAUCAGAAUUUUAUCUGUUAUCUGUGUAUGGUGGAUGAUCAUAAAGGCCAUGAUACAGUCUCAGCUGCAGCGGAGAGGACCGAGAAACAGAGUCAGCUGGGGAUGAGUCAGCAGAAUCUCCAGCAGAGAAUCCAGGAGAGAGAGAAGGAGCUGAAGGAGCUCCAACAGGCUGUGGAGUCUCUCAAGCACUCUGCACAGGCAGCAGUGGAGGACAGUGAUAGGAUCUUUACUGAGCUGAUCCACUCCAUUGAGAGAAGGCGCUCUGAGUUGAAGGAGUUGAUCAGAGACCAGGAGAAGGCUCAAGUGAGUCAAGCUGAUGGGCUCCUGGAGCAACUGGAGCAGGAGAUAGCUGAGCUUAGGAGGAGAAACGCUGAGCUGGAGCAGCUCUCACACACAGAGGAUCACAUCCAUUUCCUCCAGAGUUAUCAGUCUCUCUCCAGUCCCAGUGUCUCUUCAGACUUACCCAGCAUCGUUAUCGAUACUCUUCAGUACUUUGGAGAUGUGAAUAAGGCUGUUUCUGAUGUCAGAGAGAAACUAGAAGACUUCCUUAAAGGAGAAUGGACCAAGAUCUCCACCAAAGUGAAUUCAGUGGAUGUUUUACUGCCUCCAGAGCCCAAGACUAGAGAAUGUUUCUUACAACGCCUCUUACAAGUUUCUGCCAGCUCACACUGGACCCAAAUACAGCACAGAAAUCCCUCUCUCUGUCUGAGGGAAACAGAAAGAGAGAGGAGGGAACCAGCAGAGAGGAGAGGUGAGGUGGGAACCAGCAGAGAGGAGAGGAGAGGAGGGAACCGGCAGAGAGGCGGGAACCAGCAGAGAGGAGAGGAGGGAACCAGCAGAGAGAAGAUGAUGUACUUUUUGGAAGGGAGAAGAAGGGGACAAACUACCUAUGGGGACUGGCAAUCACAGAUCCGGACCACCAACCGAAGGGACUUUUUCACAGACUAAUCGUAUAGGUGGUCUUUUCUGUUAUAAUUUAAAGAUACUCUUUAUGUUCCUUGUUAUUGUAAAGAAGAAGAUUUGUGUUUUCCUUGGGAGAUCAUCCUUGAUUGUGUUGGAUUCUUUUAAGAGGAAAAAAUGAUCUCCGUAGAGAAAUUUGUUCAAUUUUAAGGAAACCUGCUCCUGAUUCGUUUAUUCCACCUUUGCGCUUUAGAGCAACCUCAAAGGACCUGGUUCGCUCACAAUAAUAAAAAAGAUUGUUUGUUCAUUUGAA